Messenger RNA from Epinephelus fuscoguttatus (brown-marbled grouper), 4547 nucleotides. It is a transcript of the gene slc24a4b, whose product is annotated as solute carrier family 24 member 4b. The record is from RefSeq and is a predicted model, not a curated record. Gene Ontology annotation, cellular component: membrane. Gene Ontology annotation, molecular function: calcium channel activity; calcium, potassium:sodium antiporter activity. Gene Ontology annotation, biological process: calcium ion transmembrane transport; intracellular calcium ion homeostasis. NCBI's taxonomy places the organism in Eukaryota, Metazoa, Chordata, Actinopteri, Perciformes, Serranidae. The coding region runs from base 872 to 2716 and encodes 614 amino acids. The transcript is spliced from 17 exons.
CGCAUGUUUCGUGUUGUUUUGAGCAGCAUGAUAGGGCUCGCCUCAUCGCACAUAUCCAACCUGUGCGUUUGAUCUCACAGGGACGCGCAAAAACUCCAGUGUGAUCGAUGAGCAGUUGUCCGGAGGUUACAGGGUGGGCAGUGGAGAUACAGAGGAAGGAAAGCAUGUUUUUCUACUGGCUGUUUGCAUAUGCAGUGCUCGGGAAAGUUAAAGGGGCCCGGUCUCAUUGAAGGGCGCAUGGUAGGAGGGCAGCUGGGAGCUGAUGGUCUUCUGGCAUCAGUACAGGCUUUUCUGCACUGAGGAGGAAUUCGUGUGAAGGGGGAGGCGCCCGCGAGAGGCGAGCGGCAUGACUGCUGGCCGCAUUUAACAAUUAACCUUGAUGAGCACAGAUUGGUUUCACUUAACAGGCGCAGGUGCGUGGAGUUUGUGAUACGGCGCAGCUGAGCGAUUCCACGUUUGUGACUGUACGCUGACGCAUUUUAUGCCAGAGAAACUACACUGAGAGAGGAUAUUGCAGCUGAUGUGUUUUUUUCCUUCACGGGACAGGAUACACGUUGCAAUGGGAGCCGGUCCGUUACCCGUCCUCUUGCAGAACCCGAACCCAGGAGCAUAGCUGAUUUGAUUUGGAGACCUGUAUCGGAAUUUGACCGCCGUGUCAUUGCCCAAUUUGCCAGUCCCAGCAGCUGAACGGCAUCUUCCUAACGGAGGGUGGAAAAAACUGUCCGCUUCACUACUCUCCAUCUGCGCCCUGGACGGCUUGAAAUGAGGACCACAUCCCGGCUGUGUUCCGUGUGAAGAGGCAAGCGGGGCGGCAGUUUUCUUCGGUCUCUCAAGGACGCAAAAAAAGUGGCCGCCGGCCGAGCUGCGAAGCAUGGAGCGGGACGACACCGACACCGCGAGCGCCUCCAAAAAGACAAUAAUUUCCAAGAUAUUUAAAGUUCGCAAGAGGAGGGAGAUGCUUUUCGUGCAGGUGUGCUUCAUCUGCAGUGUCCUCUUCGCGGCGUGGAGCAUGUCGGUGCUGCUGACCAAGACAGGCCAUGGCAUGAUCGUGGAGGGACAUCCGGACCAUGAACACUGGGGAAGACGGCUAAUGGCGUCAGUACCAGACAACGAAACGGAGCCGAAGAACUGUUCAGAGCCAGCAAUACACGAGUUCCCCGAUGACCUUUUCACCUCCAGUGAACGUAAGAGCGGGGCCGUUCUGCUCCACAUCGCGGCGGCACUCUACAUGUUUCUGGCCCUCGCCAUAACAUGUGACGAAUACUUUGUGACAUCGCUGGAGAAGAUCUGCGAGAAACUAGAUCUGAGUGAAGAUGUUGCCGGUGCCACCUUCAUGGCAGCUGGCAGCUCUGCACCAGAGCUCUUUGCAUCUGUCAUUGGUGUCUUCAUCACCCAUGGCGAUGUGGGGGUGGGGACCAUCGUGGGCUCAGCGGUCUUCAACAUCCUGUGCAUCAUCGGUGUCUGCGGGAUCUUCGCUGGACAGGUGGUGAUGUUGACCUGGUGGGCAGUUUUCAGGGAUUCCUUCUACUACAUCCUGUCUGUUGUGGCUUUAAUUGCAUUCAUCUACGAUGAGAAGAUAGUUUGGUGGGAGAGUUUGGUGCUGGUGGUCAUGUACGCUGGAUACAUCCUUGUCAUGAAAUUCAACUCCAGCAUGCAGAGGUUUUUCAUGGGGUCAAAGUCGGACAAGAACGUGGCCAAUGGUAACGCUGCGGCCAGCAGUGAGAUGGAGGACGGUAAUACUAGUUAUUACUAUGUUUGGGAUGACGACCCGUCAUCGCCUUUACUCUCAGAAGUCAAGCCCACCAAGGCUUACAGCCGGGGAUCAGUAGUGAUGGUGGACGAGAUCAUGAACGCCAGCCCUACAAAGUUCAGGUUCCCAGAAGCUGGCCUCCGUGUCAUGGUCACCAGCCAUUUUGGACCCAAGACCCGUCUGCGCAUGGCCAGCCGCCUCAUCAUAACAGAGCGUCAGAAGUUGGUCCAAGCCGCCAAUGGUGUGGAGACACAAGUGAUUGACGGGAAGGUCGAGAUCGAGAAUGGAAACGUGCCAGAGGACAAACCCACCGAGACACAGGAGAACAUAACAAUCUCGCCAUUUCACAUUCCAAAAGGCAUUGGCAGCAAGUUGAAGUGGUUGAUCUCGUGGCCUCUGCUGCUGUUGCUGUUUUUCACUGUCCCGAACUGUGCCAAGCCUCGCUGGGAGAAAUUCUUCAUGCUCUCCUUCCUCCUGUCCACCGUCUGGAUUGCCAUCUUCUCCUACUUUAUGGUCUGGAUGGUGACUAUAAUCGGCUACACUCUGGGAAUCCCUGAUGUCAUCAUGGGCAUCACUUUCCUGGCAGCAGGCACCAGCGUCCCAGACUGCAUAGCUAGUCUUAUUGUGGCUCGGCAAGGUUUGGGAGACAUGGCAGUGUCUAACACUAUCGGCAGUAACGUGUUUGAUAUUCUUGUGGGACUGGGGAUCCCCUGGGCGCUACAGACCAUGUGUGUCAGCUAUGGAUCAGAGGUGAUGAUUAACAGCCGGGGCCUGUUGUACUCGGUGGUGCUUCUGCUGGGCUCCGUCGCCCUCACGAUUCUGGGGAUCCACCUGAACAAAUGGCGGCUGGACGUGAAGCUGGGCAUAUACGUCCUGGUGUUGUACGCCAUCUUCCUCUGCUUCUCCGUCAUGAUCGAGUACAACGUCUUCACCUUCGUCAACCUGCCCAUGUGCAUGGAGGAUUAGAGCACAGCAGCAUGCCUCGGAUACCAAAACCUCAACGCUCCCAUAGCAACCCCCAAAAAUCUUUUAUUUAUUUAUUUUUUUUCAAUAACACCGGACCUAUCUGCAGACUCUUUUUCUCCCCUCUUGCGCUCUUUCCUGUAAUCCUUUUAGUCCUGAAUACGAAUCUCAUUUCCUCCCAAGAGGCAGUACACGAUGUAAGAGUGGAGUCCAUUCUAUGUCUCUAAUUUGUCCUCUUGUCCUCCACGCAGUGCCGGUCCUUAAUGCCCAUUAUUUCGGGGCAUUGCCUGUUAUUGCAGUAAAGUCUUUAGUUCCUCUGUGCGCCUGUUAACUUUCUACCCAUCUAGCAUGCCUUUAGAUGUCGGGGACCUCCAGAAUCAUAAGUGCCCCUGUUGAUUGUUGGUGUGUGUUUUCACUGUUUUCACAUUGUAGAUUUCCACACACCAUUCCCAGAGCCUUUCCACAAACCAAACCAGAGUCUGUAAGAGGAAAAAAAAAAAAAUCUACGAUUCCAACCAAAACUCCCACAUAGCGAGAACUCCCCUUAAAGUCAUUCCUACAAAAAAAAAAUUACAGUUACCCCAGCACCCAAAGAAAAAAUACGCUCCUUUUCCCCCUCUUGACCUCCAUGGAGGAGGGCUUUGUCCUUGGCAGCUCCCCUCCUCCAGCCUGGACCCGACUCCCCUGGCAUGGCCUUUGGCAUCAGGGAGCAGAUACUGUUAGCGCUUCACUCACCCUCCGCAACUCCUCGACCCUCAUCUGCUUGAUCAAAUCUGCUUUAUUUUCUUCAACAACAAAAAAGACGUUUUGUCAGGACACUUUGUGUCAAGAUGUAUCACAGUCCAGAUCAGACGACUGUGAGGGUGUUAUGCAUAUGCAGCACUGCACAAUGUAAACUUGUAAACACUUUUUUUUGUAUUUAUUUUUUCAAACCAAGGUUUUGUCUAGUAUGAAAUGCAGAGGAGAGCUUGUUGCAAAUAUAGGACAUUGCCUGUUUUUCACUGAAACAAAUUGCACAUGGAAAUGCUUUUCUUGCUUUGUGCUGUAAGGAGAUUUGACCACUCAGAGGGGCACCUGGCUGGCGGUGGUGGCGACUCCACCCCAGCGUUUUUUUCAUUCAGCGACGGGUCAGUCCACUUUUCCCUCUGCACAACUUCAGAUAAAAAAAAAACUGGCUCCAGAUCUGUGGGAUGCGUCGGAUUCCUCUCAUCAUCAGGUGACUUGUUGUCAUCUUGAGACAGCAGCAGAAUGGAGGUAGUUGUUUAAAAAAAAAAUGCAAAGAAACCAGACGGUUCUCAACACUGACUGUCUGCUAUAACACCCUCUGGCCAGUAGGGGGUACCGCAGCCCCUCUACGCAGGGCGGGGGUGCCAACCACAGCUGACGGUUAUCAGGGAAACUCAGAGAUGGACAACUCCAGGAGAUGGCGAUGGUGGUGGUCUCUUGAUUUUGAGUUACAUGUAGAUAUUGCACUUUAACAGCCGUCCUCUCAUUCUGAAUCAACUAGUGCUUCCUUCUGUGCGUGUGUAUUUUCAGUGUAUCUGUGAUUGUGUGUGUGUGUGUGUGUGUGUGUGUGAGAGAGAGAGAGAACAAUCGUGUGUGUGUGCGCGUGCUCGGUAUGGGCCCACGCUACGUUUUUUUCCCACACUGGGCUUUCAACUCUCGGAACUGACUGGAACCUCGUUAACACCAUGAGCACACCCCGCCUCUGUCUGCAGUGCAUGCUGGGACAUUAAAAACGCAGCUCCUCCACAGCACAGCAAAAGGCUGAGGGCUUCUGGGCGUCUCCAUGGAAACCGCCCGACCCACUUUACAGAAAUCGGCAGCUACGAGC